This is a messenger RNA of Aricia agestis (brown argus), 1419 nucleotides long. RefSeq names its product facilitated trehalose transporter Tret1-like. Bases 16 to 1419 code for a protein of 467 amino acids. Gene Ontology annotation, biological process: transmembrane transport. Gene Ontology annotation, molecular function: transmembrane transporter activity. Lineage: Eukaryota; Metazoa; Arthropoda; Insecta; Lepidoptera; Lycaenidae. Gene Ontology annotation, cellular component: membrane. The record is from RefSeq and is a predicted model, not a curated record. The transcript is spliced from 2 exons.
CAGACAUGGGUGGUAAUGGGUGUGCUGCUGAACAUGCUCGGCCAGGGUCUGCUGCUGGGGUAUACGUCGGUGCUGCUGCCCGCCCUCCAGGCGCCAGACUCCGAUAUACCGGUUGAUAUCAACUCCUCGUCGUGUAUAGCGUCAAUCAUCGGUACCGCUGGUAUUCCGGGCUUCCUGGCGUCUUCUCUGCUCAUGGGGCUGUGUGGUCGGCGCCUGACGCAUGCUCUCGUGGUCAUCCCCGGCAUCACUGGCUGGCUCUGCAUCUACUUCGCCACCAACGUCCCAGCCCUGAUCAUCGGGAGAGCAUUGGGAGGCUUCGCCGCAGCAGCGACCGUCAGCCUCGGAGCCGUCGUCAUCGGGGAGUACACCAGCCCAAGAAAUCGGGGAAUGUUUCUAAACUUCAAAACUGCUGCCGUCUGCUCCGGAAAUCUGUUGGUGCAUGUCUUAGGACACUUCUAUCAUUGGAGAAUCGUGGCCUUGAUCUCUCUUAUACCGCUCCUAGUGUCUUUCGUGAUCAUCUGCACCUGGCCAGAGAGCCCAGCGUGGUUGGUAUCGAGGAACAAAUACAAGGAGAGCGAGAAAUCUUUUUUCUGGCUAAGAGGACGAAGCGAGGAGUCCAUAAACGAAAUGGAGGAACUGCUCAAAGCACAGAAAGAAAGAGUGGCGUGCAAUACUCUGAGACUGAAUUACGUUAAAAACUUUGUGGAAUUCUUUAAGAAGUUUACAAAGAAGGACUUUUUGAAACCGACCAUUAUUGUUAUAUUUGGAAGCAUAGUUCUGGAGUCGUGCGGUCGGCAUAUCUUUCCAGCGUUCGCCUCACAGAUCAUAGAAGAAAUUACCGGUCACAAGGAUCAAUCUUUUUACUACACGCUUGGAAUCGAUAUCAUCAUAACGGCGAGCGCUGUUUUCUCCUCUGUUUUGGUCAAGCUGUUCAAAAGACGCACGCUGCUGUUUGGAAGUGGUUUGUCCUGUCUACUAGUUCUUUACUCUAUCUGUAUCUAUCUCUACUUAGUCAGCAUAAAAGUGAUCUCGAAUAGCAUACCAUUGAUACCAAUUUUGAUGUUCGUCGUGUACUUUUUGCUAUCGAAUUUGGGCUGUACUCCUAUACCACUGGCGUUUCUGGGUGAGAUAUUUCCUCUACCUCAUAGAGGCGCAGGAUCUUGUGUUGCCGGCUUCGCGUUGUCGACCUGUUUGGCUUUAGGUAUGCAAGUCACGCCUUUUUUGCUAGCAAAUCUUAAAGUGUACGGGACUUUCGCCCUCUUGGGGACUAUUUUGGGAUUCAGCCUUUUAAUUUUAUGGCUCGUCCUGCCGGAGACGAAGGACAAAACCCUUCAGGAGAUAGAGUACUAUUUGAACUAUGGUGUGUACAAGAAAACUGACGAUGAAGCGAAUUUGAAGAUGAUGGUUAAGGAAGUAUGA